Messenger RNA from Malus domestica (apple), 914 nucleotides. RefSeq lists its product as uncharacterized. The record is from RefSeq and is a predicted model, not a curated record. Gene Ontology annotation, cellular component: chloroplast stroma; chloroplast thylakoid membrane. NCBI's taxonomy places the organism in Eukaryota, Viridiplantae, Streptophyta, Magnoliopsida, Rosales, Rosaceae.
AAAGCAGCACGUCCACUAAAUUCCGAUUCCAUCCUCCAACGAAUCCCCUUCCCUCUUUCCCAUCAAUUCUAAAACUCAGCCAUGGCCAUUUCUGUCGCUGUGGCGGGAGGAGUUAUGAGCUCACUCCGCCACCUCCACUUCCCACUUGUCAAUUCCCACGUCUCACUCUCCCCUCCUCCUUCGGUGGCUGCUUCCUGUCCGCUAGUAUUCACCAACUCCACUAGCUACGGCUUCUUUUCUAAGCUUAAUUUGCACUCCGGCCGUCACUACCGCAACCAAAAUCAAACGCCGGUGGCCAAGGCUUCGUCUCAGGAAAAGGACAGCCUUAUUCCUUCCGACGACGCCGAAGACGGCGUCUUGCUCGGGACCAUGAAAUUGCCCUCGGAUACCGAUCUUCCCAGAUUCCAAAUCUUACUAUUCCAGUGGGCUAAUAGUCUGUGCCAAGGAGCUAACCUGCCUCUUGAUAUGCCUUUGAAGGUGGACAAAAUUGCAGGUGGGACUAGAUUGGGUUUUGUUACAAUUGGGAAUGCGGAGGUUGAGGUCCCUGUGUACAUAGACUGCUUGGUUUUUCCACCAAGUGACGGCUCCCGCCCAAUUUUCCGAGCCGUCAGAAACGGACGCUUGAAGGACAAGACACCUCCUGGUGAGCCAAGGAUCAUGAGAAAUCUUAUGCAGGCCCUUCAGAAGUCGGUCCAGAUCGCUAGACUGUAAACAAGUUUUCUAUACAUAUAUUUGUGUUGAGAUUAUGUGCACUUUCUUGUGUAAUGCAAAUGCUCUUACUUUUUUUAAGUCCAAGAAAAGAAAGUCCUUGUUUCUUGUUCAUUUUUAUGCUUAGUGAUCAGAUGCAAGCAUUUGUUUUGCUUCUACAAAGUUCAAUGCAGAUUAUGGUGAUCUGGGAUUUGUCCAGAAAUAGA